This is a messenger RNA of Cuscuta europaea, 1168 nucleotides long. The record is from the annotation of a GenBank genome assembly. NCBI's taxonomy places the organism in Eukaryota, Viridiplantae, Streptophyta, Magnoliopsida, Solanales, Convolvulaceae.
GUUUCCGAUGUGGGACAAAUCCUCUAACACGCCCCCUCAGUCCGAACCAAGCUGGACAAUAUCGUGGUGUAUAAAUGAGCCAAACAAACCCUUAACAAGCUACCCGUAAUCAUGAGUGCUAAACAAGCAGUCAAACCACAACCGGAAUUGGCUCUGAUACCAUGUUAAGACUCGGGCUUCCAUCCUAAAAGAUCAACCUUAUAGGAGAAGUAGCUCAGAUAAGGCACAACUAAAUUAAACUUAGUGUAAGAUCAAUGGAAGGAGGAACAUUGCUUACCCCAGCUUUAGAAGAAAUGAAGCAUGUCAAGUCAGGAAGCGGAGACAUGCUCACCAAGCCAUUCUUAAAUGUUUGCAAACUCAUCUUGCCUAUUCUAGAUAAAUUAGGAGCUGCCAUGACUAUGGUGAAAUCUGAUAUAAGUGGAAACAUUUCAAGAUUGGAAUCAAAAUAUGAAACGAAUCCAUCAAGAUACAAUUAUUUGUACAGUUUUGUACAGGCAGAAGUUGAAACAAAAUCUGCCAAAUCAUCAUCCAGUUGCACCAAUGGUCUUCUUUGGCUCACCAGGGCAAUGGAUUUCAUAGUGGAACUUAUCCAUAACUUAGCUCAGCAUCAGGAUUGGUCAAUGUCACAAGCGUGCAGUGAUUCAUACGCUAAAACUUUGAAAAGCUGGCACGGAUGGCUUGCUAGUUCUAGCUUUACGGUUGCAAUUAAGCUUGCUCCGGAUAGGAAGAAGUUCAUGGAGGUAAUAGUUGGAGCUGGGAAUAGCUAUGAGGAGAUGGAGGCUUUGUACACAUCAUUUUCACCCAUUCUUCAAGAGAUUCACAAAUUUUUGAGAAGUGUUGGUUUGGACAAUAUGAAAGCUUCGUGAUGUCAUACACCAAACUUUACCGCAUCGUGUUCCUGUCAUCUAAUUAAUUUCCGUAUGUAUAUUUUCUGGAGAGUUAAUGUUAUGUUAAUGUUAAUUACAUAAUUAAUGUGACAUAAUAUCAACAAUCAACCUGAUAUUUGCACCAGCACUCGACCAAAGCCAUAGCAAUUUAAAAAGAGUGUACUGAAAUCACUUAAAAGAUAUGACAAAUUGACAACCACCUUUUAGGCACAUUUGGUACCAACUCCAUUUUUUUAACAAAACUUUGUAGUUUGUACCCAUCUUUACGUUAUUUAUAAUGC